Venustampulla echinocandica is the source of this 1176-nucleotide messenger RNA. RefSeq lists its product as uncharacterized. The transcript has a single exon. NCBI's taxonomy places the organism in Eukaryota, Fungi, Ascomycota, Leotiomycetes, Helotiales, Pleuroascaceae. The coding region runs from base 1 to 1176 and encodes 391 amino acids. The record is from RefSeq and is a predicted model, not a curated record.
AUGUCGAUUACCGCCCUUUCUACAGAGAUCAUUCAGAAGAUCUACGAGUAUGCGAUGAUCCAAGACGCCCUCAACUUGGCACAAACCUCCAGGAAGAACUACAGCAUAUUUCUCGGUCGCCGAAUGCCAAUUCUAGAACAAACCAUGAACAAUUCAUACGGCCCUCUUUCGGAGCUAGUCAAACUUGUCAUAAGCAACGAACAAGAUAAGAGUCGAAGGCCAAUGGGGACGGAACUUCGCCGCAACAAUAUGGUCGACCGCAUCCUUCAGACCCCAGAAACCCCAAAGCUUACCAUCGAGCUAAUCAAGAAGAUGGUGGAGUACGGCAAGGUUGCAGAGAAAUGGACAGAGGUAUACCCGAGGUUACGAUGGCGGUUUGGGUCGAGUAAUCGCCGGUUGCUUCACGCUCACGAGAGGGAACGGCUUCGCCAAGCCAUCUACAUCCAUUGGAUUUAUACCAAUCUGUUCCAUGAUCAGACAUACACCCAAUUCGCUCCCGAUCCACCCGUUGCAUCGUCACAAGAUGAUCCACGUCUUCGCCUCCUUCGCACCUACUCGAGUAUAUCACUCUCUCACCUUAGCGAAUUCCAUUUCCACAUCAUGCAGUUGAUAGAGCUCGAUCUUUAUCCUUCCAACCAAGUCGUUCUAGAUCAUUACUCGCACAGUCUUCCUUGGCGAUCUCUCGAAAAGCUAGCCUGGGGAGAGCGAGGAAACGAAUAUUGGCGUCUAGUCCGGGGCGUGAUGAAAUUCAAUCCCCAGGACCUCCUUCACCUAGUCGAAGAUACAAGCAUAAAAACUCAACGGGCUGAAUUCCUCCGAAUUCAAGGCACCCACUUCAUAGAGACCCCCGAAACGUUAAAUGACUCUCUCCGGGCCUUGGUCAGCGAAAGGACAACUGGAGCGCGUGGGCCGUCUGAGUCUCUUGCUGAGGAAAUUGUUCCCUACUUUCCCUCGUUGUCAAUGGAGCGCGAUGGUCCACAAGAGGAUAUUGAGUACUGGGGUGGACAUGAGACGGGGAUCGUAGGUGUGACUGCAUCGGAGAUGAAGGAAGUGCUCGCACGUCGUUCCCGCCAUGUUCAUCGCUUGAGUAAGGCGUUGACUUUGAGGGGUAGGGAGUUUGAAGUUUUGUUUUCACCCUUUGUGAGUGGGUUAGAGGUGCAAUCGUUGGAAGAGUAA